UUUAGUGAAAUAUUUAUUUUCUCUACUUAUUAAAAAGUAAUUGUUUCGUAGAUAUUCCCACUCCUAUCUCAUUUAAUUUCCGUAAAAUUUUACUCUAAGUAGUUGGACGAGACGCCAUAUAUAAAUAGAAAUAUAUUUUCAUUAAGACUUUAUUUACUUUGGGAAAAUAUACAAAAAAAAAAUUACUUAAUCAUCAUUUUCUCAUGUUUUUCAUAUUAUUUACAAACGGAUUUUAGUUAGCCUGACAUAUGCAGUUAAGUUUUCAACGAAACCUUGACUAACGCUUUACUCUCUUUAAAAGUAGAGGAAUUGUGAUUAAAUUUGACUUUCCAUCUCAAAUUAUCAACUCCAAUAUGGAAAAGGCUAGAGAAAACCAAAAGGGUGAGAAAACAAGGUCACAAAGCAGUAUUCAAGAAAAAUUAAGUCAACUUGCCGAAGAAGGCGAUUUAAAUUCUAUUAUGACUUUCGUUGCUAAUUCGCCUAGUUCAACUAGAGCGAGAUACAUCACAGUGUGUUUGAGAGAGCUAGCCGAGAGGGGUAAUGAAAUUACCUACCGACUCCUAAUCAAGAGGACAUUUGGCGAAUUUCGUGCGAAUCUAGAGGCAAAGUAUGAUGUUCUUGCAGCAAUAAAACUUCUUAAAGCUUUUUAUGAAACCGUAUCUGUCGAUGUAAUUUACAUAGAUAGGUCGUCAUUUUUGAAUAUAAUCAAAGAGGAAGCCUUAAAACUUGUCAAGCCUGGAAAAAAACUACCUAGUAUAAAUUGGGAAUUACAUAAGGCAAUUGCGUGCAAGAUGAAACAUUGUUUUUCUGCUGCAGUAAAAUGUUUCAUAGAAAGCAAAGAUUGGGGAGCAAUUUCUCUUAUUUUAAGAUCCAACUUUAGAGAAAAAAUCAGCUUAUGUGAAAGAAUUAUAGCAGAAAUCCAAACAGAAUAUGAUAUAAUGUCAAACGUUAUACGCAAGUGUCUAGAGAACAAAGUAACACUUAAAGCUCUUGUUAAAAUUAUUCGCUUUGACCUAUUGGAUACGGAGAGUAGGAGGAAACUAUUUUGCUCAGCUUUGAGUGAAAAUCGACCAGAAGUUAUUCAUUUUGGCAUAAAAGAAAAUUUAUUCAAGUUGCAAGGAGAUUUACUAGUUUUAACUUUCUCUUCUGAAUGCUUUGAAGAAUUACUAAACAGCUAUUUCGAUAUAUACAGAAAUUAUAUACAUCAACUAUUAACUGGUCGUUUUGGGUGUUGCUCGGACAGUAGGGCUUUACAUUAUCUAGUUGAUCCAAGAACUUUACAGAUACUUUUCAAGCACAAAGAAUUCGAUAAUAACCGAAUCUAUAAAGAUGAAAUGUUUAGAUUCUUAUUUGUUUCUUGCGAAAAUUUACUAUCCCCAUUCACUUGUAUGGAAAAUCGUUAUACGGCUGUUUCAGCUUUUUGUAUAUUGCUUGAUUAUAGUAAAAACAUUGGCGGACUCUCUCAGGAUGUUAUCAAUACCGCCUUUUCUACGAUAGUUUUCGCUAAUGGUACAAAAUUCGAAGAAUCUUUAGUAAACUUUCAAAUAUACGUCACCACAACUAUGACAUCACACGGUUAUACUUUUACCGAAUUGGAAUUGUCUCAAGAAUUUUUAGAUGGCUUAAAAGGAAGUAAAAAACUUUCCAACUUAUUAGAUCUACUAAUCGAAAUAUCGGAUCAAACCCAUUUCAAUAUCUUCAAUAGGAAAAUUAAAGGCAACAAUACUAUCAUGACUUUAAAGGGAAUGGCGAGACGAACUAUAAGACGGCAUGUGAAAAUACCAUUUCGAAGAAAUUUAAAACGUUUGAUUAGACAAUAUUGUUUACCGUUUAUUAUAGAGCAGCUGUUAAAUCUACACAAUGAAUUUGCUGAAUUGGAUGCACAUCCAAUCAAAUUCGAAAUAGACGAUCAGGAGGGAGUAACGUUUGUCGACGAAGAUGAGGCUAUCGCUUCUCCCGACUUUAUUCUUAUAGAGAACUUUAGUUUUUUUAGAGAUAUAAAUUGUUAUUGCGUUAAUAAUAAUAAUAAUAUCAUUGUUGAAGAAUUCCCGCCAUAUCCAAUUGAACCGGAGGUUGUUGCGCCUGCAGUUCAGGAAAUCGAACAAGAAGAUCUUACAAAAUUUUGCGAAGCAUUUGUAUAAUAAUUUAUGAAGUUUGUAUAUGAAAUGGAAAGAUAUCAACUAAAUGAUAAACUAACAAAGUAACAUAAUUAAAUCAACUAUUUGCCGAAAGAACCUUUAACCUAACAGCAAACUAUCGACAAACUCAAAUUUAUCCAUUUGCAGUUGUGCACGAAAAGUAAAUACAUCUUUUGAUAUUGUUUCAGAAUUAGAUUAAUUACAUGAUUUCUCUUGAUUUUUAUUA
This is a messenger RNA of Dimorphilus gyrociliatus, 2364 nucleotides long. The record is from the annotation of a GenBank genome assembly. NCBI's taxonomy places the organism in Eukaryota, Metazoa, Annelida, Polychaeta, Dinophilidae.